GAUCCUGCGACUGACGCAUGUGCGAAAGGUCGGCCGGCCGAGCGAGGAUGGAGGCGGGAGGCUGUCGUCAGGGUGAUGGGAUGAGACAAACAUCGGAUAUUUGGUACAAUCAUAAAAUGUACUCCAGAUUUUGGCAGCAUUAUCAGCUAGCUAUGGGAUGGCUGCAGAAACAUAGACGGGCUUAUCGCAAGGCAGUGGAAUCACUUGAGUAUUCUCCCUGGUAUAAUGCAGAACCAGCAGCAACUCGCUUUGCUGACUGGCAGAAUGGAUCCUCGUGCUACUCUUCAGGAUAUACUUGGCACAGUGAGCGCAGCCAAAGCAGGCAAUGGCAGUAUCCACACGGUUCAGAGAUCGAAGUCGAAGAUUUGGACAAUGAAGCCAAUUUGAAUGUUGACAAAGAAGGGGAAACAGACUCAGAUAGUGAAAUAGAAUGUGAUGUCAGCAAUGUGGAAAUAACGGAAGAAUUACGCCAGUACUUCAGACAGACAGAAAAACAUCAAGAGGAGUUAAAGCGACAGCAGCAGUACGAUGAUGAACAGCAGGCCAAGUAUGUAUUGGCUGACCGUGAUUUUCACAGCACGACGGGGAGAACAAUUCAGCCACCUGCAGAAAGACCUGGGGAAAGGAGACUGGUUGAAAUGAAGAGACUGUAUGGAGAUGAAGCUACUAAAAUCCAAGGAAUGGAAACUGCAAUGCAACUCUUGUUUGAUAGAAAGUGUGAUAAGAAGCAGCCAAAGUAUUGGCCUGUAAUUCCACUGAAGCUUUGAUCGCGGUCCCUUAUCCUAUGAAACUGACUGAUAUUGCUGAUUAGUGUUAAUUUUUUUAGCAUUAUGUAUUUUCUUUAUGUCUGUUACGUUUUAAUAAACAUAAAAAUUUUUACCAUCA
Messenger RNA from Carcharodon carcharias (great white shark), 885 nucleotides. It is a transcript of the gene gemin8, whose product is annotated as gem (nuclear organelle) associated protein 8. NCBI's taxonomy places the organism in Eukaryota, Metazoa, Chordata, Chondrichthyes, Lamniformes, Lamnidae. Bases 18 to 767 code for a protein of 249 amino acids. The transcript is spliced from 3 exons. Gene Ontology annotation, biological process: spliceosomal snRNP assembly. Gene Ontology annotation, cellular component: SMN complex. The record is from RefSeq and is a predicted model, not a curated record.